AUGGGAGCCCCAGCUGUCCUCCUCGCCGUGGCCCUCGCCACCCUCCUGGCUCCAGCGUCAGGGGCGCCCAUCCGCCAGCAGGCCUCCCGGAACAAGCUGCUCCUGGUGUCCUUCGACGGUUUCCGCUGGAACUAUGACCAGGACGUGGACACCCCCAACCUGGAUGCCAUGGCACUGGACGGGGUGAAAGCUCGCUACAUGACCCCGGCCUUCAUCACCUUGACCAGCCCCUGCCACUUCACUCUGGUCACUGGCAAAUACGUCGAGAAUCACGGGGUGGUUCACAACAUGUUCUACAACACGAGCAGCAAGCUGAAGUGGCCCUACCACACCACACUGGGCAUCCAGAAAUGGUGGGACAACGGCAGCUUGCCCAUCUGGAUCACUGCCCAGAGGCAGGGCCUGAAGACCGGCUCCUUCUUCUACCCCGGCGGGAACGUCACCUACCAAGGUGAAGCCGUGACGCUGAGCCGGAAGGAAGGCAUCCUACACAACUAUAAGGAUGAGGUGGAGUGGAGGGCCAACAUCGACACAGUGAUGAAGUGGUUCACGGACGAGGGCCUGGACCUGGUCACCCUCUACUUCGGAGAGCCGGACUCCACGGGCCACAGGUAUGGCCCCGAGUCCCAGGAGAGGAAGGAGAUAGUGAUGCAGGUGGACAGGACCGUAGGCUACCUCCGGGACAGCAUCAGGAAGAGCGGCCUGGAGAGCAACCUCAACCUGCUCAUCGUGUCCGACCACGGCAUGACCACCGUCAACAAGAUGGCCAGCGACCUGGUGGAGCUCCACAAGGUCUCCAACUUCAGCUUCAAGGACAUUGAGUUUGAGCUCCUAGACUAUGGACCAAACGGGAUGCUGCUCCCCAAGGAAGGAAUGCUGGAGAAGGUGUACGAGGCCCUCAAGGACGCCCACCCCAGACUCCACGUCUACAAGAAGGAGUUCUUCCCCAAACCCCUCCACUACGCCAAUCACUCCCGGGUCACCCCUCUGCUUAUGUACAGUGACCCGGGUUACGUCAUCCACGGGAGAGUGAACGUGCAGUUCAACAAUGGGGAGCAUGGCUUCGACAAUAAGGUCAUGGACAUGAAGACCAUCUUCCGGGCGGUGGGCCCCAGCUUCAAGAAGGGCCUGGAAGUGGAGCCCUUCGAGAGCGUCCACGUGUAUGAGCUCAUGUGCAAACUGCUGGGCAUCGUGCCAGAGGCCAACGAUGGGCUCCUCAGCACCCUGCUGCCUAUUCUCCAGGAGACCAACGACGGUGUCCUGAGCACCCAGACACCCACACUCAGCCCCUCGCUGACCACGACCCCCUCAGGGUCUGCCCUCCUGCCAAGCGGCUGGCCUCCCUUGGUGUUGGGACUGCUGGUGGCUGCAACUCUCCUGGUCAAGGUCGCAUAACACCCACUGCUCAAGGAUCAGAGGCCCAGGAGUGGGCGAUGAGGAGGCUCUGCCCUGGAGCUCCCAGCCCUGAAUCCGCACACCUCCAGCUGAGCGGCCAUCUCCAUCUCCAGGACCAGGUCCUGCCCGCAGGCACCAGGAGUGCACCGCCAGGCAGAA
Molecule: messenger RNA, 1554 nt
Organism: Cervus elaphus (red deer)
Lineage: Eukaryota; Metazoa; Chordata; Mammalia; Artiodactyla; Cervidae
Gene: ENPP7
Product: ectonucleotide pyrophosphatase/phosphodiesterase 7
Exons: 6
Coding region: 1-1395 (464 amino acids)
Source: RefSeq, a predicted model, not a curated record